UCGUCCCAGUCCCACUCUUCCUCUCAUCAACCCAAGCAUCAAUCAGCCUUCAGCUCAAAAUUCAUUCGCAACCACAAAGUCCAUACUCCACACUGACUGCUACCUACCAAUUUCCAGGCAUCACAUAGUUCAGACACAUCAAUCAACAAUGCUGUCUCCACCAACGCAAGAGAGAUCAUGGCGGGAGCGGCGAAGGCGUCGUGGAUGGUGGCGAUGAGCGUUGGCGCAGGGGAGGCCCUCAAGGACCAGGUCGGCCUCUGUCGCUGGAACUACGCCAUCAGGUCCAUCCACCGGGCAGCCAAGGCCAGGGCCAACAUCCAUGGAGGCGUCUCACAGGGCGCCAAGCAGCUUCCAGCCUCUGCGGCGGCGGUGGCGGAGAGGAGGCGAGCGGAGAAGGCCGAGGAGGGGCUGAGGACGGUGAUGUACCUCAGCUGCUGGGGUCCCAAUUAGCAGCUGCAACUUGGUACUAGCUAGGCGUGUCUGUGUUUGCUGCAACAACCAUGGCCUGAAACCUGUCCGGCUUCCCGUGGAAUCCCCCGUUGUAAAAUGCCAUGAUGAUGAUGAUGAAAAAUGAUGUUACUUGAGCCCA
Triticum aestivum (bread wheat) is the source of this 589-nucleotide messenger RNA. RefSeq lists its product as uncharacterized. The record is from RefSeq and is a predicted model, not a curated record. The transcript has a single exon. Lineage: Eukaryota; Viridiplantae; Streptophyta; Magnoliopsida; Poales; Poaceae. Bases 178 to 450 code for a protein of 90 amino acids.